GGAGUAUAAAGACGCUAGCUAGUGAAACACGAGAAGCGGUGCUGCUAUUUCAUCUGCAUGAGGCAAAACACAAUAAUAUUCAAGGAAAUAAAUCCAGUGUAACCUGGCAACCGCGACACUCGAUCUGCCUGAUCAGUCAGUCUGACCGAGGGAGCUGGUAUAGCCGACCGCUACUCAUAUCAUUAACGCCGAUAUUUAUCUAUCGAUCUACCUUGUUCUGAAGAAGAGGGGUGCAGACGGACGGUGCUGAUGCUACAGGUACCGGUGCAGAGCGACAGCGGCAGCCGAGCAAAAGGAUAACAAAGAAAAAAGCGACAGUGAGAAAUGCCAAUUUCGAUAGACACCUGCUAUUAUAGAUAACAAUAAAUAAAACAAAAAAACAACAUUGCAGUAGCGGAAAAAAGCGAGGAGAUAAUAUUGGCACAAAUAUAUCAUUACAACUGUUAUUCUGUGCAAGAAGGGCGGCGCUGGAUACUACAUUAAUAAUACUUAGCACAUCACUUUAGCGUUGAAAAACAAGUGAACAAAAGGAGUUUGUGGGACAGAAAGGAAAGUGAACGAGCACACGCUUUCUAGAUUGUUUUCGUUGUUUGAUCGGCUGUGCGCAUUCCAGACUUUAAUCAAAUCCCAAACCCGAAGUCUUCCUUUGCUCGCUGGUAAGCGGAGAUGCCGGUCCAGGUCCCGGAUGAUUCCGAUUUCAACUCGUUCAGGGAGCAGUGUGAGAAAGUGGACGGAUGGACUGUACACUACAACAAAGCGGGGGUGACGGUGUGGUGCCGAGACCAACAGCAGAGUGAAACUGUGCAGAAAUUAAAGAUGAAAAUAGUCUGCAAGGAUGUAACUGCAGAAACGCUGUAUGACGUCCUGCACGACACCAGCUACCGUAAAAAAUGGGACUCCAACAUGAUUGAUACCUACGACAUUGGAAGGCUGACAGUCAAUGCUGACGUGGGCUAUUACUCCUGGAGGUGCCCGAGUCCGCUGAAGAACAGAGAUUUCGUCACCCUGCGAUCUUGGCUUCCUCUAGGCGGUGACUACAUGAUUAUUAACUACUCUGUCAAGCAUCCUAAAUAUCCCCAAAAGAAAGACUAUGUGAGAGCUGUGUCAGUGCAGACAGGCUACCUGAUCAAAUCCAACGGUGUCAACAGCACGCUCUUCUACAUGACACAGGUGGACCCCAAAGGUUCCUUACCAAAGUGGGUGGUGAAUAAAGUAUCUCAGUUUGUGGCUCCAAAGGCAAUGAAGAAGAUCUACAAGGCCUGUCUGAAGUACCCCGAGUGGAAGCGGAAGCACAACCCCCACCUAAAGCCCUGGCUGUACCCCGAGCAGAACACCCUGCCCAGCAUCAGCCCGGCCGAGCUGUUCCUGCAGCACGCGGACUCGCUGGAGAACAUCGACGAGAGCGGGCUGAGCGAGGAGAGGGGGCACAUCAGCGACGAGGAUGACAGCUACUCCAAAGAGUCCUAAUGUGAGCACGGUCAGCUCACUGAGCAUGCAAUACUGAGCCUGAUCACAGGGCAAUAACCCCAGCAGAGCCACUCCAUACCGGAGCCCCACACAAUCACUGCAGAUUACCCCAGGAGCCCCAACGACAUGCCCAUACACACCCAUACUGAAAAACACUUACUGAACAACAUGCACAAUAAAACCCUCUGAGCCAUUCAGUAACACAGUCAUUGACCUCGUUAGUAUCCCAAUACAAUUAUACUGAGCCACUGUACUUAAAUACUGUAGAAUUAUCCCAUGCAGCUAAUAUCCACGUCCUUAUUUUAUAUAAUCUAUUUCUACUUGGGCUUUUCCCCACUAGCCACUUACUCACUCCUGUGCAAGCUUAAUGUCCCAUUCGAGGAUAGCUAGCACAUACUCACCUAUCUUAAUGUGACCAUUAAGACACCGUUCACACGUCUAUCAAUCUGGGUGUCCAUUAUAUAUCUAGUGAAUCUAAUACAAGUACAACAUUUGAAGACAUUGCAAGUUUCUUUAAGUAUUUCUUUAUUCAGCACUAUUUAAGUUAUGGAUGACAAACCAAAUACUAAUCAAUUCAAAAUUCCCCCAAUGAAAUUCAAAGGAACUGACUGCAACAUGAUUUAAUGUAGCUAAAUCCUACAGCGACUGACAACAUAUACAUUAGAAACAGGGGGGUCCCUAAGCAAUGGACAACAUCAUCAGCGCAUUGAUUCAAUCGAAGUAGAUGUUCCAGUGAAUCCUAGAAUCCUCUGGGUGACAAAUCAUCCUAUCUGGAAAAUAAAUGAAAUCCCUUUAAUCCAUGGGAAUAUCAUCUCCCAAGGUGUCUGAGGUCAAUAGCAGUGCUCAGAGGGCUCAUAAACGACAGUGCCUCUGCAGUAAAGAGACACUGUUUUGAUUAGAAUCCUUGUUAAUCAACAGCAUCACUGCAAGUCUGUGUCUUUUUAGAUUUUCUUCGCAGAAGUCUGAUACCGUAUAAGACUUGUUUUAAAUGAAAUACAACUUCAUAGUGACUGCCGACAGUUCGGCUUGGUUGAUGACAUAUUCAGGAAAGCGUAUUAAGCAUCAGAUUUUUUAUAAUCUAUUUUUCUGAAUGUUUUCUAACUUUCACUUCAACACAGUCAGGUAGCCUUUUGCUGCAGACCGGUAAUUGAAAUUGAAAACUUAGUUACGGUACUGCAAUAAUAAUAAUAAUAAUAAUAAUAAUAAUAAUAAUAAUAAUAAUAAUAAUAAUAAUAAUAAUAAUAAUGAGGGUGAAUGUUUUAAGGUUUAGACCCAGCAAACAGAUUAUUAGUUAAUAAUACAUUCUCAAUAUAAAUUGGAAUGCUUGCUUGUAUAGAGAUUUUAGAAGAUUAACUUAUUAUACAGUACAGUACAGUAUAUAUAUAUUUGCAAACUGAGGACUAGGAUAUGGAAAUUGUAUGUUUAAAAUGUAUUUUGUGCAUGUGUGUUCCAGGUCAUCUUUUGUUGGUAGUAUCUUUAAUACACUGUAAUUACAAUUAUUAAUUAGUUAUUGCUUGUGAGGUUACAUGGUUAUUACACUGUAAAUACACAACCUUAUGUGUAUAUAUUGUGCAAUUACAACAGACGCCAGUAACUGACUUUUUGUUUUUACACAAUUACAACAAGAAAAGCCUGAAUUGUUUUAAAUUUGCAUGAGUUUAGACAUGAUCCCCUUUGCAAUACAGAAAAUUGGACAAUACUUUGCUUUGCCAGAAAUAGACUAUGUAACAUGCACAGUUUAAUUAGAGUUGCAGAAGUGACGAGGCAUUUUACUUGUUUUCUGUUUGAAAUGAUCACAGUCUGUUUUAAACCCUAUCACAUGUCUAUUGAAAGAGACUAAACAAAUCAAAAGUCUCUUGAAUAAUUAAAGCAGGAAAACAUGAUGGCGAUUCUGUGGACUGGACAGUAACACUACAACAAUACAAUACCAUUUUUUAUGCACCCUUCACAUGGCAUCUCAGAGCGCUGUAUGCACAAUACACUCCAGCUACAAGUAAUUAUAUAAAAGCACAUUUAAAAAAGGACGUUUUCAAUUUAGACAUCAAAUAAGAAUCCCAAAAGAACAGGGUAGUAAGCUAUGUUGUUUGAGGCAUGAUAUUACUUGAUUUCGAUGAUGCAUGCAGUUUGCAGCACCUUAAAAGUACUAUAUCGUUACUGCUGUUGAGAACAGACUGUCAAUCCUUCAGUACACUGUAGUAGCUGGCAUCUUUCUUGUGUGUGUAUAUAUAUAUAUAUAUAUAUAUAUAUAUAUAUAUAUAUAUAUAUAUAUAUAUAUAUAUAUAAACUAUGGCUUGAUAUUUUACACUUUUCACUGCAGCCAACGGCUUACUCGCAAAAUGAACUGCAAAAUGUACAGGGAAAUAUACAUGAAUACAUCCCUUCCAGCUGCUGUAUUAUGUAGACAAUGUCCUAGUGUUUGCAGUUCUUUUGCUGAGAAUUUGAAUGUAUUGUUGUAGGCAUUACCAACAGACCUACCAGAUUGGGUAUAGACCAUAUAGUCUGUGAAACCUGGUAACACAAACUGUACCCCAACAACAGGAACUGUCCCGCCCAAACCAAAUUCAUGGAUUGCUGAAAUGACUUUUCUCAAAUGAGGCGCUGUCAUUUCUAUUGAAAAGUUAAAAGAGUUUAAAAUGACCCGAGUCUUUCUGAUUUCUAAUAAGGUUUAGUCAAAGCCGCAUGGUUUGUGCUCCCAAGUUUCUGUCCUCUGUUUGUUUUAUAUCAUUUGGUAGGCCUGGACUGGUUUGAUACUCAGAGUUGAUGCUGUGCCUUGUGUCCAACUGGUGAAAGGACUGGAUUGUUUUGUGUUUGUCUGGUUGUUUUUCUUUCAGAAAUAAUAAAAAGGGUUUCUG
This is a messenger RNA of Acipenser ruthenus (sterlet), 4319 nucleotides long. Its product is annotated as START domain-containing protein 10-like. The record is from RefSeq and is a predicted model, not a curated record. Gene Ontology annotation, molecular function: lipid binding. The coding region runs from base 667 to 1467 and encodes 266 amino acids. Lineage: Eukaryota; Metazoa; Chordata; Actinopteri; Acipenseriformes; Acipenseridae. The transcript is spliced from 6 exons.